Messenger RNA from Sclerotinia sclerotiorum 1980 UF-70, 282 nucleotides. RefSeq lists its product with no specific name. Bases 1 to 282 code for a protein of 93 amino acids. The transcript has a single exon. The record is from RefSeq and is a predicted model, not a curated record. Lineage: Eukaryota; Fungi; Ascomycota; Leotiomycetes; Helotiales; Sclerotiniaceae.
AUGAUUGUAAUCGCGCGACCAAAUGAAUGGGCGCGUUUAGUGUUGAUGUUGAACGAGCUUUUGAUAGAUGCAACAACUUGGCGCGAUGCUUCUCUCGAUAAAGUUGAUGUGUGUAAAAUGGAUGGACCCAAAAGAGAAGUCGAUGAUCACAAACGGAGAAAACUGGGUAUUGUAAGAAAAAGUAGGAAUUAUUUUCUUUACAAAAAGGGAUAUCGUAACGAAUCAGAAAUUUUGGUUAGGAUUGAAAUUAAAAUUGAUAUCGUUGAAGUCAAGGGGGGAUGA